GAGUCCAAUUAGCCUCAUUCCAAGUGUUGAACCCUACUGGGAGGGGCUGGACGCAGACAGGUCAUCUUCAGGAAAGUUGAGCCCGGAGAGCAUUCGUUCAAAGGCAUCUCCGUCAGAAUCAUCUGAAGAUAGUCAUGACCAGUGUUCGGGAAAGAAACCAUCCACAGUUACAGGGAAGAGGGAGGAGUUGUCUUUAUACAAAAAGACCAAAAGAGCAAUAACAAGCAAGAAAUACGGCAUGUCCAAGCAUGAAGCUGAAGAAUCACCCAUUGAACUCAUCAGCCGAGGCCCAGAUGGACGCUUUGUCAUAGAUCCCACUGUUGCAGAAAUGUCUGUAAAGCCCCGGCGAAUUGAGGGCUUCCCCUUUGUGGAAGAAUCAGACCACUAUCCUGAAUUCCGGCAGUCAGACGAGGAAAAUGAUGAUCCAAGGUCUAUGCCCCCAGUUAUGGCCCCUCUACGGCCUCAACAGAUUUCCCCAAUCUCCAGCCAGGAAUCCUACCUGCAACCUCCAGCCUACAGCCCUCGUUUCCAUAGGCCUUUCGAAGGUAUGACCAUCAUGGAGAGCAGCCAGCUCCAGGCUACGGGGCAGAUCCGAGGUUCUCUCCACCACAGGGCUUUCUAUGGCUAUUUAGGCCACCCUGGGGAUCAUGACCCCCCACCUCCUUUUUACAUGACUGAUACUAGCCCACUCAGUUCUGUCAUGUCCUCCCCUCCCUACCUUGCUGAAGGUCCUUUUGGUCACCCCAUGAUUCCUGAAGAAUGCAGGGAGGGUGAUUUUCCUCAAUAUGCUGUCCCUGGUUUCCCACUUCCUCUGACUAUCACCUCUUCCUCUCGUACACCCGAGAUUUGGCAAGGACUGGAUUUCACCUUUGCAAGUCUGGAGGGUCCCCAGUUCAUUUUCCCGCCGCACCACCCUUUGCAUCUCCGCCACGACUCCCCCUAUCCUCCUCCACCUCAUGUUCUUCCCCUAAGUUCUUUCCAGCCCUCCCUUCCAAUGCCUACCUACCCAGCUGUCCUGCCACUGGAGGCCCCAAAGAGCCGCUCAACUAGGUCUCCCAGCAAGGCCAAGCCUCGUGGCUCCCCAGCCAAGCAUAGAGCUAUGCAAGAGGCACAUUUUGGGCAUCUAAGACACACAAGCCACGGAAUGGGUGUGCCGGUUUUGCCUUACCCCGAUCCAAUGGCCCAUAUUGUACCAAGCGCAUUCAGUAGCCUUGACACGCGAUGGUUUGAAACCACCCCUCGGUUCAGUCCUAGACAGGCUUGUAGGGUGGAUUCUGGAAUGCAUCAGGUGGUCCUCCAGCCCUCCCGACUCUCCCCCCUAACCCAAAGCCCGCUUAGUUCUCACGAAGGCUCCCCAGAGAUUGUAGUACGUCCCAGGCCACGUCCCAACAUUGUCCAACCUCGCAUACCACCAGAGAUGUCUGAGAUUACCCUCCUCCCUCCUUCCACAGCCAGCUUCUCAAGGAGAUCUUCCCCCUCCUCCUCACCUGCCCACCAUGGCCAGGGUAGCAGGAGAGCCAGUCCCAGCUACCGUUCCCACAUAGCCUUUGCCACUUCUGCAAGCAGCUACCCAGCUUCCCAGUCCCCGUCACCCCCCAUGGAAAGCAGCAACAUAUUUGGGCAGAUGCCAUCUCAGAGAAGGACUGAGGAGGGGAUUCUUCCAUCUGAGCCCUCUCCACCCCAGUUGUCAGCUUCAGGAAAAUAUCGAGGUGUGCCGACUCCCCUUUCGGGGUCUGAGAGGAUUGAUGCACUGAGAUACCAACGUAUAAAAAAGGCCAAGAACAUGAUGAUGAACAACAAUAACUCCAAGUCCAGAAAGAAAGCAGGUGUCUCCACCUCUCAGACCCAGCAGGCCUACACCUCUCAGGUACUCCAGCCCGAAGAAGUUCUCUACCUCCGCAAGAAGAAGAAACGGCCCAUCCUCCACGACCCGUAUACUCGCUUUUCUGCUCUGCUGUACCGCCGCCCACCGAGGGAGGACCAGAAGGCUAUUUUGGCCAGCAUGGACUACAUAGACCUAGACCAUGCAACCCUCCUUUGAAAGCCCAUAAGGACACAGUUACAUUCAUGCAAUAUUCCCUCAUUCCAAAAUCACUACCAAGUGGAAAAAACAAAGAUGUUUGCAAUUUAUUGUUUAUAAAGGGGACUAGCACUACAUUUCAGCAUUCAGAUUUGGUAUAUUGUGUAGCUAUGCCCUUGGUCAAUUCAAUCUGCACUAGUAAGCAUUCUGCCAUUUUAAAUAUGUGAUAAAAACAACUGUACUUUGUUAGAUCAAGAACCUAGAUUGUCUCUGAAAUGCUGUUCCCAAUUUACCGUGAGUGAUAAAGCAGCAUUGGUCAAUUAGAAUGACAUCACAUGCAGUCCUAGCUCCAAGGAUUAUUUGAACUCUACUGAUUGGCAGAAUGCACACGGUUGAUGUGUAUUCCUGAAUUCAGUAGUGUUCCCUUUUAAAAAAUGUGUUUAAACUACAGCGAUUUUCCAAGGUUUUACUCCAGUGCAAAAAGAUUUGUUAAGAAAGAGGCAAGUGCCUGUUGUCCACAUUUCAAAUAAUUAUACAAAAAGUUCAGUUACCCUUUUUGAAUUUGAACACGUUUCAUGCGUUGAUUGCCCCCCAAAAAGCCCUGCCGGUCUCUGUUUACAGCCCCUUCCACCGGAUCCUCUCCGCCAGCAAGGUUUAUCUGCCGAGAAACUCGCCUCACAAAUGUGUUAUCUCACUUCCUACCGAAUAUACCUCAGAGCACAGGACACGACACCCCCAACCACAAAUCAGCCAGCAGAGCAAACUAGCCUUUUUAUAUAUCUUUAGUCAUAAUUACUUUUCUUAAAACGACAUGGUACAGUUUUUCUUUCUUAU
This is a messenger RNA of Notothenia coriiceps (black rockcod), 2854 nucleotides long. Its product is annotated as protein turtle homolog B-like. The transcript is spliced from 4 exons. The record is from RefSeq and is a predicted model, not a curated record. The annotation marks the transcript as partial. Lineage: Eukaryota; Metazoa; Chordata; Actinopteri; Perciformes; Nototheniidae.